UGUUCCGAGUCGCUGGGUAAUCAUGCUUGUUGCGGCUACCCGGGCGUCUCGGACUCUAUCGCCGCGCCCGAAACAGACUCCCAUCAAUCCAAGCCUUGAAAUAUACGGUCCGUGCCCCCGGCUGAGAAACAAACAAAACGUUGCGCUUGCGCCUCCGAUCCAUCAACGAGCCAAGCAGGCCCAAGGCCGCCGGAGAGAUGGGCGACCACCUGCCCGACGACCUCCUGGCGGACGUUCUCGGCCGCCUGGCGCCGCGCGACCUCGCCUCGUCCCGCGGCGUCUGCUGGUCCUGGCGCGCCGUCAUCGACGGCCGCCGCCUGCUGCGCGCGGACCUCCUGCCGCUCUCGCUGGGGGGCAUCUUCCUCUUGGUCACCAGCACCUGGUUCCCGCCCCUCUUCUCCCGGCCCUGGACGGGCCCGGCCCCCGCGAUCUGCGGCGACCUCGACAGCUUCUUCGGAGCCGACGAGCAGAGGGUGCUCGACAUCGACUUCUGCGAUCACUGCAACGGCCUGCUCCUGCUCCAGGAAGCCGUGAUGAACCCCGCCACCGGGGAGUGGGCGUGCCUGCCAGAACCUCCGCCGCCGCACGUGCCGGAGUUGGAGUGGUACUGCCAAAGGCGCCUCGCGUUCGAUCCAGCCGUGUCGCCGCACUACGAGGUGUUCUUGAUCCCCGAGCUUCCCGGUUCUAGCCGCACGACGUUGAGCCCGCUGCUGAAGCAAUCGGAGUGGCCGCCCUCGCCGCUCUUCCUGCACGUCUUCUCCUCGAGGACGGGGCACUGGGAGGAGAGAACCUUCGUACGGGAACAAGGUGGCCAUCCCAUGGUGACGGUAGCCGACGUCCAGUCGCAUCAUCUGUUCUAUAACGCCGAUGACCAUUGCUGCACCUUCUGGCGGGGAAGGCUAUACGUGCAGUGCCAGAACGGAGUUGUGAUGAGAAUAAACCCGUCGAGUGGCACAUACCACCUGAUCAAGCAACCCAUGGCCAUGGGUGCCAACAGGAACACUAAAUUUUAUCUAGGGAAAUCCAAAGCCGGUGUGUACUUUGCGUCGUUCGUCUACUGCCAGCUUCAAGUUUGGUACCUCGACGAGUCGUGCUACCGCCAGCCGGCGUGGGUGCUGAGGUGUGACAAGAACCUGGAGCCCCUCCUGCAACCAUGGAGGAGCUACCAGGAACGCAACGGUGACGGGCCAUGGCGCCUGCUGUACCUCGACGAAGAGGACCACGGCGCGCGCUACUACGACGACGACGGCGACCAGGGGCAAUUGGAGUGGAGCUCUGACGUCGAGGACGGGGCUACUGGGAGCAAUGGAGAUGAUGGCAAGGACGACAUCGAUGAUAGUUGGGAGAAAAGAUUCUGGCGGGGCACCAUAUGGACAGCGUUCCUCGGAUUCCACCCUUUCAAGGAGGUUAUCUUCCUGCACCUUUCAGUCCAAAGGGGGAUCGCCUAUCAUUUAGAUAGCUCGACGAUGCAAGACAUGGGCACCUUACAAAUAGACCGACGCGACACCACUCAACGUAUAUCACUGCCUUUUCCCUACACACCAUGUUGGAUGGGAAUGUUUCCUGAGAACGAUUGACUUAAAAAUAUAAUCAUAAAUAUCAUCACCAUCUGGGUAGAAAUAUAUAUCUAGUGCAUGGACCUGGCCAUCUGGAGUUUGUCCUGAUUGAAGACUCCUUGCUCUUCUAGGUGGUGUGGCCUUUACUUUUCCCUUUUUUUUUGUUGGUCUUCUCCCAUUAUUUAAGUUCGCAUGCCAAUGUCAUACCAGUAAGAACAUUUAUCAUUCUGCUGCCUUUUUUCCUUGCUUCAUGUAUGCUAUUUCCGAUCUUCAAGGAUUCUCCAAGGAUCGACA
Panicum virgatum (switchgrass) is the source of this 1850-nucleotide messenger RNA. RefSeq lists its product as uncharacterized. The coding region runs from base 198 to 1577 and encodes 459 amino acids. Lineage: Eukaryota; Viridiplantae; Streptophyta; Magnoliopsida; Poales; Poaceae. Gene Ontology annotation, molecular function: protein binding. The record is from RefSeq and is a predicted model, not a curated record. The transcript is spliced from 2 exons.